Lobosporangium transversale is the source of this 9922-nucleotide messenger RNA. RefSeq lists its product as hypothetical. Bases 142 to 9801 code for a protein of 3219 amino acids. Gene Ontology annotation, biological process: protein deubiquitination. The record is from RefSeq and is a predicted model, not a curated record. Lineage: Eukaryota; Fungi; Mortierellomycota; Mortierellomycetes; Mortierellales; Mortierellaceae. Gene Ontology annotation, molecular function: cysteine-type endopeptidase activity; cysteine-type deubiquitinase activity. Gene Ontology annotation, cellular component: nucleus; cytosol. The transcript is spliced from 35 exons.
AUCCUUGCGCCCCAUUAACUGACGUUGGUCUCACACGGACUGCCUCAUAGAAAGAGAAAAAAGAAAGUCUGCCAUCUAUCGCGAAAAAUAAUCAAAAAAAUCUAAAAAUCAAAAACAAAAAAAAAGUGGGCUUGGCGUUACAUGAUGACCUCCUCGGAUAAAGAGCCCAUUGAGACAGGCUUUCAAGAACCUUCACUACUGUCGCCACUUCAACCUGAAGGAGAAGCUCCGCAGAUGAUCGUUAACCACCACCGCCAGUUAUCGAUACAAGCAAAGGGUGUUCCGAAAGACCAUUCAACUGAUGCUGUUACAAAAGCAGCAACGCUCGGUUUCGCUGGUGUUGGACAUGAGGAUUACAUAGAUGAGAUCAACCAUGAAGAAGACAUAGAACACGUUGAAGGAUUCUAUGAUGAUGACACGACUUCCGAGAACGAGUUGCGACAGGCGAGCAUGGUUGCUUGGGCUGAAACAUCAGGAAAUGGCAGCGAUGUCAUUGCUCAAAGCUCGGAUGACUAUGGUGAUGACAUGGACGAUGGUCAAGACGAUGAGGAUGAUGAGCUUGAAGACGAUGACGACAACCUCUCAGAAGAUACAGCCGACACUGAUGAUUUAGUUGAAAACCAAGGAAAGAACGACCACCACUACAAUCGACCUAUUCAUCAUGGUCCAUACCCCAAAUCUCGCCGGCAGGUCGAACAAUUUAGAAGGAAUCAGAAUCGAACGAGUGUUUUGAGGAAAAGUCGUUUAAGGUUGCGGACAAUCUCCAGUGCAGGCACACAUACGGAUUCAGCUGCAAAACCAGGUAUCAACAGUGUCUUAAACCAGGAUGGAAUUUCAGAAGAUUCCCCAUCUCGACAGGCUUUUGUCCAGACAUGUGAUGAUGUCGCGCUUAUGCUUCGCCAAGGUCCAUUGCAGCACGGCCUUGAGAUCAUAUAUCGGUGGAUCACACAUGCCAUAGAUCGGAGGAGAUCAGGAGAGAUACCACCAGGCUGCCUUCAGACUGCCGAACAAUUACAGCUUCUUGAAGGCAUUUACUUUUCAACGUGGGCGAAGGAGCUACUUGAACGAAGGCCUAGCUCCAACAACAGCCCAAUCGUAUUGUAUUUGAAAGCCUAUCUUCAGCUUGGUAGUUUGAUCAUUCAGCAAGAUAACACGCUCCCAGAACCAUACGCUCAAAUUAUGAGUGCUAUGUUUGAACAGGACUACUUGGAAGUCCACAAAAGAAACUCCAAGCGUCCCUCUCGGCUGAUGCAUUUGGAAAGGAUUUCGCACUUUGACGUUUACUCGACUGAAUAUCCACCUGAGGAUGAUGAAGUACCUCAAUUACAGCAAGACUUUCAAAGAUCUUUUUCCAUUUUUGGAGGGCUAGAAGCAUGUAUUCAUGCGAUUGAAGUCCACAUGGAAAGCUCAGAGUGUGCUGAAGUAAAGCUACGGAACUUACUGCUGUUGCUCGGUUUGGUAUCCAGAAUCCCUGUGUCUGCUGGAGAUUCCGAUCAAUCUCAGUUUUCCAAACUCACUGGAUACUCAAGACGCCUAAUGACGACCGUUCUAGGAUAUUUCCCCGAUCAUAACGACAGUUUUAGAUCAAUGAGUAAAGCUUCUGUUCAGGAUGUCAUCUCAUUUGUGGGGAUUUUUUUGCUUGAAAACUAUCGCAUACAAGCCCAUCAGUCACAUACAAAUCAGGAAAUUGAUGAAGGAUACGAAGAUUUUGAUCCAAGCGACCCAGUUUCCCGAUCUAACCUUGGCGAGGUCAAGUUCGCAGAUUUCAGACUUGAAAUGGCUGUCAGGUUGAUGAAAACCAGCCGCCUAGAUUUGAGACUUGCAGGCUUGGCAGAACUUAAGGAAGUACUUCUCAGGAUCCAGCGGUUACAGCAUGGUAGGCCACGCUUACGCAGACGUUCAGAUACAGACAUGGAUGCGCAUAUGGAUACAGAUAGGAAGCCAAUCGAGCAUCUCUGCUUAAGAUUGCAAAGUAUGAAUAUCGUCGCAUGCAUUUUUGGCUCCAAUAUUCAUCUGGAGAUUGUUCAGAGGAGCACAGAUGUACUGGUGUUCAUGGUGCAUGCACGUGUACUUACUGCCAAUGAUAUUGAUCUGAUUUGGGCAGCAGCUGGUGAAAAUCAACAUCGAUCGAUUGUCUAUGGCGUCUACCAAGUUUUAGGCGAACUCAGCAGUAAACUUCCUCAUGAUUUCCUGAAAAGCCUCUUCCAAAAGUUGCAGGCGGUUCAUUUAGCAAAUUGGGAUCAACAAUUGUUAGACCUCUCCCGAUCGCUUUUCAAUGCUAUAGUUCAGCGCUCGAGAUCCGGACCAGAAGAUGGUUCCAUCUCCUUGAUACCAUAUGAGACGCUCCUGAACGUCCUGAGAAACUCGACUCCGUCGCUAAAUACAAGAGAAGAUCCUUCGUUGGUCUCCGUCCCAAGUAAUCGAGACGUCAUUGGCGGUAUUGCAUAUCUUCUUAAGGAGGGUCUUGGAGUAGGUCCAUCGCCUCAGGACUGCGCACAUCUUAUUGAAUUGUGCAUACAGGACUUAAAAAAAAAUCACCCUGGAGCAAUUUGGAGUUUACAGGUUAUACAGAGCGUGUUUGAGAGCCAUUUCCCAAAUGGUGAAAACGAAGGACUGUUAUUUUAUGAGCAAUCCUGUGCUUCACUGUCAGACCUCUUCAUCGCCAAUCUAAAAGCCUAUACGUUGGCUCUGAAAACACUUCCUCCAACUCCAAGUCCGACAGUGUCUGCCUUUUUGCCGUUAUCUACGCUUCAAAACUCUCAAGACUAUUGGCGAGGACAGCAACUCAAAAUAAGGCUUGAUUUUCUAAAAGUGAUGGCACGGCUAUACCCAGUCUACUGGAACUCUUCAGAUUUGGCAGACACUCUUUGGAGUAGUCUCAUCGUUGAUCCUAUAGGCAUCCAGGAACAGGAUGAGGCUUUUAUCUGUCUGGAGUCCAUGAAUGAGCCCCAUUUUGUCGAGUAUGUAUACGAGAAGUUACUCCCUACCCUUGAGAUUGCCAGAAUCACUCAGAGAGCAUGGCACUGUGUGCAGCGCUACUUCCUUCUUCUUAAUUGGAAUAAAGGGAAACUUAUAGCGAGUGACAUGUCGAACGAUAACUCGCCAGCGUUUGUAGUCCUUGCUUCACUCUAUGGGAUGGACUUGAUUUGGGAAAUUGCUUUGCAUGCACAGACGCCUACUGUCGGCACGUAUGCGAUUGAUUUCUUAUCAUCUUUGAUAAGGGCGCAUCCUCGACAAAUUGAAAGCCCCGUGCCUGAAGAAAUUUACAAAUUUCGCGAAGGACUUGUUGAAACGUGCGUUGACCAUCUGGUCAAAUCCUCAGAUCAAUUGAGCAGUAGUGACAAUAUGAAUAUGUUGGAUGUUUCACUUGUGUUUGAACGGUGUAUCGGUACUUUAAAAGCAUUUUUGAUGGCUUGCAGUUCAGAAAGAGUUGAUAGUGCAGCAAGACCUGAGAUGCAUGGAACACUAGAUGAAGAAGCCAUGCUCACUAUCAGGGUUAACUCAGGAAUAAAUUUUCAAGUGUCCGUUCACCCUUCAGGGACUUUGGCUUCACUAAGGCGCGCCGUUGCCAAUAAACUUCAUUGUAGUGAUCAAGAGGAAGUCCGAUUGUUCUCGCUCGGUAAAGAUUUUUCAAUGGCGUGGGACGGAAGAACACUGGAAGAGCUGCAAGUUGAGAAUGGCCAGUCAUUCCUUGCGUCCAAGCGCACAAUACCUUCAACCUCAACACACUCUGUCGAAACAGAUAAGAAGUUGCCCAUAGAUCUUUUACUGAUGCCUGACUUCUUUGAAAGAGUGCGUCAAAUUUUCUUAUUGGACGAAAAGUAUGCUGCGCAAGCAUGGGAAGUCGUAAUUAGGCUUCCUACGAGUCCUGUUCUGAUUCGUUCGUUCGAACAACUGCAGGACGGUUUGGAUUGGACUACGUUGAUGGAUGCGCGGUCUCCAUUUCUCUUGCUUUACUCGUUACAGAUUAUCAACUCAAUGGUCAAGCGAGACCAGGGAUCUCAGGAUCAAACAAAUCAACAAUGGAUAAGGCGUUUCGUAAAUCUUGGCGGUCAGAAAUACUUGACAACACUGUUAAUGUCUGAUUCAGGGCUUGGUGCGACAAAUUCCAGCCUCACGUCCCGUAAAGCCUUGGCCUUGAUGUUGAAAGUUUUGGUCCGCCUUACAAACUCAUCUGAAACCGAAUUCGGUCGUGCGACAGAUACAGAUGGGGUUACAGCUGCUACGUUCUUAAACAGAUUGGUUUCUGAGAUAUUGACAUCUGCUUCACGUGAAGAUGGUUCCAAUCCCAACGAUCAGAGUAUUGUUCUUAAUGCUGCGACUCUCAUCUCACAUCUAUGCACCGGACCCAUGGGGUGGCAUCAUUUCCACACUGGGCCUGAUGUUCGCUCCUUGAUUUUCAUUUCUAUGGUCCAGAGCGACUCAACACCUAUCCGAGAGACUGUAUUAGAUAUGGGUCGAAGGUUCUGCUUACAAGUUAGGGACAUCCAACCUUCAGAUGUACCACCGGUCAUGUUUUUCCUGGACAUAAUCCAGUCAUUCUUACCAGUCUCGAAAGAGUAUGAGGGCAAUUGUUCUGAGCUCUUCGAGUUUUUUGAGAUCAUUGCAAGGGAGGCGAUUCAUUAUUGCACAGAGGAAUAUUACAGUGCUUUAUACUCAAGACUUUUGAGAAUCAUCAUGGAGCAUCCGUCAUCAGAAGAUAUUUCAUUAUCAAACGAGGAUACUGUCCUGCUUGGAAUGCUCAAAGUAGCGACGGCUAUGAUCAGCACGGAGCCGAAGUUGAAGCACCAAGUCGUUGAUUUUACAGUCAUCGACUAUAUUUUUGACGAGUGUCUUUUCCCACAGUCGCCCAACGCUCAAUCAUUGGACCAUCCUACGAUGCCAACCAUGGCUAAAUGUCAAAGUGAGGGAUCGCGAUCUGCUGCUUUUGGGUUAUUGGAGGAGUACGCUCGUGGAGAGCCAGAAAUCCUGCGCCAUGUUAUCACAAAGACUCGUCUACUGUUUGAUCGAGGUUUAGAAAUGGAGGAUCAGUGGGGGUACGACCCUCAGUUGACCAAGAGGGCUAGCUGUGGAUUCGUUGGACUUCAGAAUCUUGGGGCAACAUGCUAUGUAAAUUCCCUUAUGCAACAGUUUUACAUGAACAAGGAGUUCAGAUAUGGAAUAUUAGAUGCCCCAAUCGAUGAGAUGGAGGCAGACAAACACGACACAUUGCUUUAUCAGCUCCAGGUUUUAUUUGGCAACCUUCAGGAGAGUAUUAGGCGAGCAUAUAAUGCAUAUGGUUUUUGUUACGCUUAUAAAGAUUGGGAUGGCAACCCAAUGAAUGUAGCAGUGCAAAUGGAUGUUGACGAGUUCUUCAGCAUUCUGUUCGACCGCCUCGAAAACAGCGUGAAGAGUACACCACAAGAAGAGCUGUUUAAGAAGCAGUACGGCGGUAAACUGGUUCAACAAAUCAAGUCUAAAGAUUGUGAGCAUGUUUCACAACGAGAGGAUAGCUUCUUCUCAAUACAAUGUGAAGUCAAGAACAAGAAGUCUCUAGAAGAAAGCCUGCAGCUGUAUGUUCAAGGCGAGAUUCUCGAUGGAGACAACAAGUAUAAAUGUUCAAGCUGCGACAAACAUGUGGAUGCUAUCAAGCGAGCCUGUAUCAAAGAGCUACCACAAAAUUUGAUUCUACAUCUCAAACGAUUCGAUUAUGACAUGGACACCAUGCGAAGGAUCAAAAUUAAUGACCACUUUGAGUUCCCCAUGCGACUUGAUAUGGAGCCAUAUACGCUCGAUUAUUUGGCACGGAAAGAGCAAGUUCAAGAAGGUGGUUCCGCAUCACCGUCAACACAGCCCAUUUCGGGGAAUAGCAAUGCAGCCGCCUUUCAGUAUAACCUCGUUGGCGUUCUUGUCCACACUGGGACCGCUGAUUCGGGACAUUAUUAUUCUUACAUCAAGGACAGAGAAAGAAAUAGCUUUGGAAGUGAGAAUGAACGAUGGUAUUUCUUCAAUGACUCUAGAGUUGAAGAGUUUGACCCAAGUGACAUUCCCGCAAAAGCUUUUGGAGGUACAGAGUUCAUUCCAAUGGAUGCGUCGCCUUAUCUCAAGUCCCAAUCACGAUCAACCACAAAACCCUACAGUGCAUAUAUGCUGUUCUAUGAGCGAUCAGAUAUUGUACCUUCAGCAUCAGAUAUUGUGUCUUCAGGAGUUGUACCUGCUGACAUUAGGCAUGGUGUCAUCAAGGAGAAUACUUCUUUGUUAAAAGACUUGGCAGUAUUUGAUCGCCAAUAUUAUCGAUUCGUGUGGGACCUGUUCAACCUGUACAAAACAACCUCAACACCGGUCGGGAAUGGCGAUAGCGCAACAGAUUCGCUUGAUUUCCUAUCGAUGCAGUAUGGGCUGGACUUUUUCUUUUAUGUCCUAAUCCAUGCCCGUGAUGUUGAUCAAGAGCUUCAGCAGUGGACACGGUUCUUGCCAUCGCUGCUUGUACUCUAUCCUAGUAAAUGCGCUACAUUCAUACGAAGCUUGGCGGAUAACCAGACGCUCCUGGCGAGUGUUCUCUUGGCCUGUCCUAUUACACAAGUUCGUGAGGCAGUCAUUGAUCUCAUUUACGAAGCACUGCAUGGUUUGCGAGGGGAAAGUAGACAUGACUAUGGACUAAUUGAGUGGGCGAAUUUUAAGACGAGUGAGAUGGAAACUCAGGUGGCAGAUAGAGACAAGAGCAAUGGCGAUGGUUGGAUGUGCGCACAAGGAUCACCUAUUUGUAGGCUCAUCACAACUCUACUUCAAAUACUUCCAGAGGCGCGUGCAAACUGGAGGAAUUUUGACGAGUACUUCAAGCUCUUAUACAACAUCACACAGCUGGGCCGGGCAGAGCGAAUCUUUAUGGUGCGUGAAGGGUAUAUCUCAGAGCUGAUUGACCUAUAUACCUACGAUGAGAGAAACGACUCGAAGAAAAAGAAGAUGGGCGAUAAAUUCACUAAACCAUCCUUCCGUUACUUGAUCCUAACUGUCCAUGAAUUGGUUACUACCUGUGAUGUAAUCCGAUCAUACGAAGCUCUUGAGCGGGACCAGGAACAGCGAAUAGCACAUGGCCGAAGUGGUAGCCAAGUGUCCCGGAAAUCGUCAACUUCAUCUGCAUCAACAUCGUCAGCCACUUCAAGCCUAAGCUCAGAGGAUGUCAAUGAGGAUAUUGUGCGUGAUCCUAAUGAGUCACCGGAGCUAGAUAAUAUCGCAAUAUUAUCGCGAGCAGAUCUUAACGCACUCUUUUCAUCCCAUGCACCGCAUGGGAACCCCGAGCGCUCGCCAUUUUUAAUCUCGAAGAUGAUUCAAGAUCACAUUGACACAGCUAUUAUUGCCAGGCUAGUGAGUCACCUCUCUAGUCACCAUGGUCUAGGUAACCGCCUCUUAGGAUCACUCUCGACUGCCUUAAACUAUGCCAACGAGGACCAAUUUUCAGUUAUAAUACAGAUCUUUAAAGAACUGGUGCUAUUUGAAGAUGAUCAACUCGAGAACCGAGUUGAGUUUAUCCUCAUGCAGCUAGUCAAGGUCCUUGAUCAUACACCUCAGCAUUCAGUAGCGUAUGAUUGUCUCGAUUUCUUCCGUACAAUCUCAGAUUAUGGCCAAUGUGGACGAUUGGCGCAAGCAUGGUUACUGCGGAAUAGCCGAGCAUGGCUUCAAGAGCUGCUACUAAUGCAGAAUGAUUCAGAGACGCGGUUACGUGCACGCUUAUUCUAUAUGGAACUUUUAAGCUCAGAACGUGCAUUUAAUGGUUGGAAUGACCAGGAAGCAGCAGAAGCACAGACGCGACAUUUCGAAGAACUCUUGCAAUUAAUGGGGGCCAUCCCUGAGUUGUUGGCUUACUAUCCAGAUCAUAUGAGGAAAGAUGAUGAUCCUGACGGAUGGAAACUUGUAGAGUACUUCAAAGCGUUGACAGAACUAGUCCGGAGUGACGCUGAAAGGAUUAAGUUUACUCCAAGCUGGAAGUUGUUUAUUGACAUUCUGUCAAAGAUUGACUCAGAACAAAUCAAACUGGACUAUGAUAAGAAGGAAAUGAUGAUCUUCUGGGAAAAGAUCAUGACUGAAAACCAGGAAUUGAACAUGCGACUAGCAUCCUAUAAACCAUUGGGCACGCUACUUCGAAAGUUUUUUGUGUGUCUUCAGCCCAACCCAACCAAUCUGCAAUUUCACCGGGAAACCCUUCCUAUAUACUUUGGUCUCGUACUUCGCUUUAGCAGGCUCCAACCUGCUUUUCAUACCGAAUGGGUGCAUUGUCACAACUUCACUUGGGCCCUUGGUGCAAUGAAGUGGGGAGUCUUCACUCAAUAUUGCCCUAGGGAGCUUGAUGAGCUACUUGUCUUUACACUUUCAGAAUUUCCUCCUUACCGACAAGAGUGUUGGAGAGCGUUGUCUGCGCCAGAUACCCCAAGAUUCUACGCUCAGUUCAUGCAGAUCGCUCGAGCGAUGUUCGAAGCUGAAAAUGAAAUGGCUGGCGCUUUGUUUUAUCAGCAUCGCGGCCUCGUGCAUUUGACUGAGAUAAUUCAAAAAGGCGACCAGCCCGAAGCAAACGAGGAUGAGUUUUUUGCUGUUGAUGCUCUCGUGCUUUUGAGCGACUACCUUUGCCGAAUGACUGUUUGCCGUAACACUGCAGCAUUUGCAGAAGCUAUGGACCAUUGGAGCAACAUCUACAUCGCUAUCAAAAUACUUAUGGGUAAUUUGAUGUGGACAGCUCCUUUUAAUGUGUAUACAGCCUCGGUCACAAUUUUGACCGUGAUUGCGAGUGAGGCUACAGAGUCUCAGGCGGCGUCAAUCUUGGAUCUUUUGGAUAAAGCACACCAUGAAUUACGGGAUAGUGUAUUGGAAGCGGAAAUUCAAACAUGUUUUGGAGGGCCUAACUCUCCAUAUACUCAAUAUGGAGUACUUGAAUCACGACCAGCCAUUCCCAAUGUGCGCUCGCCCCCUAUGAGGAUAGGUCCUCUUAUCGUGAUGCACUCGGAGCUGUACAAACGUCUCGGUGAUACAGCUGCUAAACAGGUGUUGGAUGAAUGGUUCAUGCCUUACUGGACAAUGGCCCGAGCAGCAUGUAGUCUAGCUGAUGGCCAUGAGAAUCAGAAAAAAUCCAUUGACCUAGCUGCUCUAAUGGCUCUAGAGCAACUUGAUGUGGGCUGCCUUCUUCAUAUGGAUGUUUUAUGUGAGGCCAUAGUCAACGCUGAUAACGCUGAUAAACUGCUACUGUUUAAGAAUUCCAAUGUGGCGCUGUUCAUGAAGCGAUUCCUGAAGCGUGAAAAAUAUCUUACCAGUCUGAACGAAUCUUCUCGGCUGAGCGCUUGUGCAUUGCUUUUGAAGGCUAUUGAUUUGGAGCAAUCAUUUCGAAAAUCCAUCGCAGACGAAAGCUUUACCAAAGCAGAACAUGUUUUAAAAAGGAUCGUAGUCCUUGAGGAGUCCCAAUCAGGCUACAAAGAUCAACAACAGGCUAGAGACAGCGAUAUGAACAGUGAUAUGGACAACAACAACGGCCCUCCUUUGGCUCCUGAUCAAGAUUGUCAAGACCUUAUUAUUGCCUUACAAAACAUUGUAAUUCUCGAUAUUGAUGCACGUGAUGAGAUUUCAGAAGACUCUGCUCGUUUAAGGCGAUUACAGGAGAAUAUCUAUGAAGCUCUACCUCGAGUACCAGAAAAAUACAGCUCUAGCAUGUCAAGAUUCCUGCCGGUACCACCAACAACAACGUCAUCUAAUGUACUAAAACCUGUAGAGAAUCAAGAUGCGAGUGGGAACAAUAGUGGAGCAGAAGAUCCAAGUGUUAUGACUGGGAUUACUGGAUAGGCCCCUCAUCUUGAUGAAGAGCUGGCAACAGUGAUGGAGAAGAAGGCUACUGAGCCGACAGAAUAACAGUACUUUUAGUUGAAUUAAUGCAUAGUGGAGUUAAUCAGUUUUUCAUAUGUAC